AUGGUAAGCAAGGCGGUAGUUGCCGGUGUUUCACUCAUUCUCGUGGUUGGGGUAGUAGUUGGUGUGGUGACCGUCACACGCGGUGUCCACAGCUCCAAUAAUGAAGCCACCACCGACGACAAGAGCUUGGUCACGGGGAUGAAGGCUGUUAAGAUCAUCUGUGAACCCACGAGCUACAAGGAUGUUUGCGAGCGGACCAUUAGCGGGGUUGCCAAUAAUGCAAGUGCUGACCCCAAGGACUUCAUCAAGGUUGCAGUUUCUGCCACCCUCGAUGAGAUUCGAGCUGCCAUGGAUCACUCAGCCAUCCUCGAGAAGGAUCACAAAAACGGCACCCACCAGAAGAAUGCAUUGGAAGACUGUAAGGAAUUGCUGCAAUUCUCCAUCGAUGAGCUCCAAGAAUCCAUUUCAGUAGUAGAAGAGAAUGAUUUGAAGACAGUGAAUUACCGCGUACCGGAUCUCGCCAACUGGUUGAGCGCCGUGGUCUCUUACCAGGUGACUUGCCUUGAUGGAAUUAAUCAUCCGAAGCUGAAGUCUGCCAUGGAGAAAGGCCUCCACAAUUCCACCCAGUUGACAAGCAAUGCGCUUGCCAUCAUUGUUGAGUUCUCAAAAAUCUUUAUGAGUGCCUUUAACAUCCCUCUUGACGGCUUAAAGCCCACGUCAAGACGACUCUUACACGAGGAGGCCACCCAAGUUGACAGCGAAGGCUACGCCAAGUGGUUAUCGGCAGCAGACCGCAAGCUCCUGGCCGUCCGCGGGGGACCCAAACCCAACGCAGUGGUCGCCAAGGACGGGAGCGGGCAGUUCAAGACAAUCGCCGCAGCUCUAGCCGCCUACCCCAAGAACCACAAAGGCAGGUACAUUAUCUACGUCAAGGCCGGCAUCUACGACGAGUACAUCAUCAUUGACAAGCACAAGGUUAAUGUCUUCAUGUACGGAGAUGGUCCUAGGAAGACCAUCGUCACAGGAAACAAGAACAGAAAGCAUAGAGGGUACGAAACAUACCGGUCAGCCACCUUCUCGGCCAUAGGAUAUGGGUUUUUAUGCAAAUCAAUGGGAUUCAGAAACACAGCGGGCCCAACAGGGGAGCAGGCCGUGGCUCUCCGCGUGCAAUCCGACUAUUCGGCCUUCAUCAACUGCAGGAUGGACGGUUACCAAGACACAUUGUACGUACAGACGCAUCGCCAGUUCUACCGCAAUUGUGUCAUCUCUGGCACCGUGGACUUCAUAUUUGGUGACUCUGCGACGAUGAUCCAGAACUCAUUGAUCAUCGUCAGGAAGCCAUUGGACGGUCAAAAGAACACGGUGACUGCACAGGGGAGGGAGGACUUGAAAGAGCCGAGAGGUAUUGUGAUCCAGAACUGCCGCAUUGUGCCCGAGCAGAAGCUAGUCCCCUAUAGAUUCAAGAUCCCCACAUACUUGGGCCGCCCAUGGAAGAAAUACGCAAUCACGGUGAUUAUGGAGUCCCAACUAGCCGACUUCAUCCACCCCGACGGAUGGUUGCCAUGGAACACAACUAACUUUGCACUAGACACCUGUUACUGCGCUGAGUACGGCAACCGUGGUCCUGGUGCCAAGACUGACAAGAGGGUCCGAUGGAAGGGCAUCCAUAUCAUCACCGAUAGAAAUCUGGUAACUAAGUUCACUGCCGGUCCUCUCCUCAAUGGAAGCCUAUGGUUGAAGAACAUCGGUGCACCUUACGAUCUUGGCUUCACACAUUGAAACACUUUUGGAUAGGUCUCCAUUGUAAAUUAAGCUUGCGAUGGAUUAAGAAAGUAUACAUUCUUGUUGGAGUUUAAUCUGGCGGGGUGGGUUCCGCGAUUAAAGAGAAAAUUGGUGAGCGGGAGCGAGGGAAUCGAGAAAUUAUAUUGUCUUUUCUUUGUAAUCUCCUACUACAUGGAUGAAUCAAAGCAGAGCAAAACCUUGGCGUCAGCAGAUGCUGCGGAUCAGGUAAU
Macadamia integrifolia is the source of this 1952-nucleotide messenger RNA. Its product is annotated as pectinesterase-like. The transcript has 2 exons. Lineage: Eukaryota; Viridiplantae; Streptophyta; Magnoliopsida; Proteales; Proteaceae. The record is from RefSeq and is a predicted model, not a curated record. Gene Ontology annotation, biological process: cell wall modification. Gene Ontology annotation, molecular function: pectinesterase inhibitor activity; pectinesterase activity. The coding region runs from base 1 to 1719 and encodes 572 amino acids.